This is a messenger RNA of Scomber japonicus (chub mackerel), 681 nucleotides long. It is a transcript of the gene trappc2, whose product is annotated as trafficking protein particle complex subunit 2. The record is from RefSeq and is a predicted model, not a curated record. Gene Ontology annotation, cellular component: nucleus; cytoplasm; TRAPP complex. The transcript has 5 exons. The coding region runs from base 83 to 505 and encodes 140 amino acids. NCBI's taxonomy places the organism in Eukaryota, Metazoa, Chordata, Actinopteri, Scombriformes, Scombridae. Gene Ontology annotation, biological process: endoplasmic reticulum to Golgi vesicle-mediated transport.
CGCUCACAGCUGUCCAGGAAAAGAGGCUAAAAGUUGAUUUCAGGGCGGUUUGGUGGUUGUUGGCCAAGAAGAAGGGAAAAUAAUGUCUGGAAGUUUUUAUUUUGUCAUGGUCGGUCAUCAUGACAACCCUGUGUUUGAGAUGGAGUUCCUGCCAUCUGGGAAGCCUGAAUCAAAGGAUGACCACCGUCACCUGAACCAGUUCAUUGCCCACGCAGCCCUGGAUCUGGUGGAUGAAAACAUGUGGCUGUCAAACAAUAUGUACUUAAAAACUGUGGACAAGUUCAAUGAGUGGUUUGUUUCUGCCUUUGUCACCGCAGGACAUAUAAGAUUCAUCAUGCUGCAUGAUGUGCGACAAGAAGAUGGAAUCAAGAACUUCUUUAAUGAUGUAUAUGAUUUAUACAUUAAGUUCGCCAUGAAUCCAUUCUAUGAAAUCAAUGCACCAAUUCGCUCAACAGCUUUUGAGAGGAAAGUCCAGUUCCUCGGAAAGAAACACCUCCUGAGUUAAUCACUUCACACACGCAAUGAUCCGAAUCCAUCUUGUGUAUUUGUUGUACAUACAUAUACAGUAUACUUAACACACUUGUUUAAUGUCUUUUAAGUUUGAUGUCUUUUUCAGUUUUACAAAUGCAAAAUGUGUUCCAACACAGAUGUGGAUUUUCUAUAAAGCAUUUUCUUGUCUGA